UCCGGGCUCCGGUUGCUUUCUAGACGAGACGACUGUGGUGAUCUUAUCUUUUUGUCGAGGGGAAAAGACGCUCCCUGCUUAAUGGGCCGGACCAGUUAACAAGUAGCCCAAAUUGUAACUGUGCCGGGCCGGUCGCGGAUUAUAUUCGCGAUCCAAUUCACGAGCUGCUGAGGGGGUAGGGGGUCUUUGGUAAUUUGACGACUAGGGAGAAAAGGGGAUUCGGACGGCCGACGGCGGCGAUCGGGAGUGGGGGCGGAGGCCGGAGAGGGAAGGGGCGAUGGAGGAGGGUGUGACGGGGAGCGGCGGGGGGAUUGGGCGGAAGAUGGCGGCGGGGGAGGUGGAGCUGAAGGAGAAGGCGGGGACGGCGUGGAGCCACUCGUACCUGAACCAGAAGCCGUGGCACCCGCUCUCCUACCCGAACCAGCGCCGCAAGUGGAUCGCCGAGCAGACCUACGCCAACCGGGAGCGCCGCCAGGAGGAGGUGCAGCGGGAGUUCGCACAGGAGCAGGAGUUCUUCCGCCAGACCGCACUCUUCUCCAAGAAGGACAAAGAGAAGAUGGAGGUAAUGAAAGCUGUGAGUUUCAUGUAUGUGCGCCCACCUGGCUACAAUGCAGAGAGUGCAAAAGCAGCUGAAAUUGAAGAUGAGAAGAAGAGGUCAGAUCCAGGUGACAUGGCUCAAGGUGCUGCAGCAGCAAGUACCUCUUCAAUGCCUGAUAAGGGACUUGAAAAGGCCCAGUCAGGUGCAGAUAAGAAAAAUAGGCCGAAAGAUGUUUUCGGUCGGACAUUGCCAACAGAACAAGAAUUUGAAGUUCUCAAAAAUGCUCCAAGGUUGGACACAGGUGCUCCUGUGAGGAUUAAACCAUUUGGAGUUGAAGUUCGUAAUGUUAGAUGUUUAAGAUGUGGAAACUACGGCCACCAGAGUGGUGAUCGGGAAUGUCCCUUGAAGGAUGCGAUCAUGCCUAAUGAGGAGAGUCGUUUGAAAAGGGAUGAUCCACUUACAGCUAUAAUGGCGCAGGCUGAUUCAAGUGAGCCUUUGAAGUGGGAACUUAAGCAAAGGCCGGGCAUGAGCCCUCCUCGUGGUGGAUUCAACCCGGAAGAUCCUAAUCAGCAGAUUGUGGCAGAAGACAUAUUUGAUGAAUAUGGAGGAUUUCUGGGUGACUGUGAUAUUCCAGCUCUCCUUUCCAACUUUUCUGCUAGCAAAUCAAAGAAACAAUCCAAAAGUAAGAUCAGGCAUAAGCACACUGAGUCAGCUGUUCAUGAGGAAUCCAGAAGACAUCACAGCAGUUACCAUUUAUCCUCGGACUCCAAAGCUGAGAAGAGCAAUAGGACAUCAAGAGUCAAGAGAAAGAAAAAAUGUUCUUCUGAUUCAUCAUAUUCUGAAAGUGAGGUGGAAGCUCGAAAAAGCAAGCAUAAGUCAAAGCAUAAGCAUAAGAAGAAACACCGGUCAGAGUCUUCUUCUGAUUCAGAUGUUGAGGUUAAUGAAGAUACAAGGUGGCAUCUGAAGGCAGAUCAUAGGAAGAAGAGGAGAGAGUAUUCGGAAGGUGCACCAUCUUCCUUCUCUAAGGACAAAGGAGACACAGAAAGCAAGAGACAUUCAAGGCGCUCAAGGGAAAAGCGCCGGUACAGUGAUUCAAGUUCCUCUGAGAGCGAGAGGCAUUCAGUGCGACAGAAGGAGAAACAAUAUUACAGUGACUCAAAUUCUGAUAGGAACAAUCGACACUCAAGGAGGUCAAGGGAAAAGAGAUAUGUCAGUGACCCAAGUUCUCCUGACACCAAUAGGCACUCAAGGAGAUCGAUGGAGAAGCAGCGCCAUACUGAUGUAAGCCCGCAUGAAACCGAUAGGCAUUCAAAGAGAUCAAGAGGUAAGAGAGACUUCACCGAAUCAAGCCGCUACGAAAGCAGUAGACAUUCAAGGAGAUCAAGGGAGAAACGACACUACUCUGAUUCUAGUGCUUCUGAUUACUCAGACCCUGAUCGGUGCAAUAAUCACCAUCAUCACAGGAGAAAAUGAGUAGCAGUGCAUAUGUAGACUGCUCUCUCCACAGUAUAGAGCUAUAGAUCUAGAGAUCACCCUGUCUGUGAUGACAUUAUAGAGUGAUUGGCCCCUUUCUGAAGAUCACCAGGGUCCACGGGGAGUAUGGUGUUUGGUGGCUGCCGCAGGGCUUUGUUAUGCGAUGGUAAUGUACACUGUAAUUGAAUUUCAUCAUGUGGGAGAACGAUGAAUGUGUUUUUGUACUGUAUUCUUGUAGUAUGUUAUAGGAUUCGUCAGAACGUUAGGUGUUCUCUACCUCUAGUGCAUCAGACUGCCUCCAGUUGUAUUGUGCAGCGUGCACUCUGAAUGGACAUGAAGUCUUUGCCGAGCUUUCACUUACAUUGA
This is a messenger RNA of Phragmites australis (common reed), 2377 nucleotides long. RefSeq lists its product as uncharacterized. The record is from RefSeq and is a predicted model, not a curated record. Gene Ontology annotation, biological process: negative regulation of DNA-templated transcription. Gene Ontology annotation, molecular function: transcription corepressor activity. The transcript is spliced from 7 exons. Bases 278 to 2011 code for a protein of 577 amino acids. Gene Ontology annotation, cellular component: nucleus. Lineage: Eukaryota; Viridiplantae; Streptophyta; Magnoliopsida; Poales; Poaceae.